Messenger RNA from Gastrolobium bilobum, 984 nucleotides. Its product is annotated as E3 ubiquitin-protein ligase RZF1. Gene Ontology annotation, biological process: protein ubiquitination. Gene Ontology annotation, cellular component: cytoplasm. Bases 1 to 984 code for a protein of 327 amino acids. Gene Ontology annotation, molecular function: ubiquitin protein ligase activity. Lineage: Eukaryota; Viridiplantae; Streptophyta; Magnoliopsida; Fabales; Fabaceae. The transcript is spliced from 2 exons. The record is from RefSeq and is a predicted model, not a curated record.
AUGUCUCUUCCAGGUCGUCCUCGUGUUGUUGUGAAUGGUGUUCGAAGAACGAGAACGUACCACUAUUUCUGGUGCCUAAUUUGCCAACGUACUGUGAGGAUACCCUUUAUGAAUACAAAUGGCUCAUUGUGUCCCUAUUGCUUCCAUCAAUUGUUUUAUGAGCUUGAUAUCUCAAGGCCAAGGUUUCUCAUGAAUGUGCCUAAUAACUUGGAGCCUUCACCUGCUACUCAACUUAUCCAUAGCUUGGCUCUCAUUCUUGAUCCAACUCUGAGGAGACAACACAACCAUUUGAACACAACAACACAAUGGGAAACAGAAAAUGAAGAUAGUCCAAAUCCACAGGCUUGGAUUACCCUCAGAUUUGUUAGACCAACUAGUCCACCAAGGCUUAUUGCCCCACCAGAAAACUUGGUCCAACAAGCCUAUGACACAAACAAUGCCACCCCAUUUGAGAAUACAUUAGAUGAGUUCAUUGAUGGGGUGAUUCAGAACAAUCGACCGGGGCCACCUCCAGCACAAUCUUCAGCCAUUGCAGCAUUGCCAAUGGUGAAACUAACACAAGAUCAUUUGGCUAGUGACCCCAAUUGUCCAAUUUGCAAAGAUGAGUUUCAGCUUGAUAUGGAAGUGAGAGAGUUGCCCUGCAAACAUUUCUAUCAUUCUGAUUGUAUUGUCCCUUGGCUGCGCAUCCACAACACUUGCCCUGUGUGCCGCUAUGAGAUACAAGGUGUUGCUAGUGCUAAUUACCAUUUCCAAAACGAGAAUGAGCAGAGUUUUGGGUUUGAGGAAGUUACAAGCACCUUGAACUGGUUUUGGAGCCAAUUGGCAUCGUUAAGGCCUAUCCGUGCAGUCAUAGAUUGGACACAGUCCUACUUUAAUUUCCAAGAUAAUCAUGCUCGUGAUCGAAGAGGUAAAAGGUGCAAGCACCUCAAUUCAAGAACAUGGGUGGAACCUUAUUUCUUGGUGAAGAAUUACAUUUCCAAAUGA